This is a messenger RNA of Misgurnus anguillicaudatus (oriental weatherfish), 1125 nucleotides long. RefSeq names its product cysteine-rich hydrophobic domain 2 (gene chic2). Lineage: Eukaryota; Metazoa; Chordata; Actinopteri; Cypriniformes; Cobitidae. The record is from RefSeq and is a predicted model, not a curated record.
AUCGGACAGACGCGAGAUUUAGGGCGGAUGUUGAUGUUUUGCUCGGGACCAUCUCAAUGGUCGUUUCACAGCGCGGCUGUACGAUCUAUGUCAUCGCCGAUAUUUGCGUAACGUGUUCGAAACGCAGUUUUUCUCGGCGCUUCUCUCGGGAAGCAUAGAGGCCGAGAGGAGAGGCGAUGAUGGAGGACUUUGAUGAGAUUUACGAGGAGGAGGAAGAAGAGGACGAGGACAGGGCCGCGGAGGAGCAGCUGCUUAAGUACGCUCCGGACCCGGUGGUCGUUCGCGGAUCCGGACACGUCACUGUGUUUGGACUGAGCAAUAAAUUUGAGACAGAGUUUCCCUCAGCCCUUACAGGAAAGGUAGCACCAGAAGAAUUCAAAGCCAGCAUAAACCGCGUGAACGGCUGUCUGAGGAAAGCUCUUCCGGUGAAUGUGCGCUGGCUUUUGUGUGGCUGUCUGUGCUGUUGCUGUACUCUGGGCUUUAGUUUGUGGCCUGUCAUCUGUCUUAGCAAAAGGACAAGAAGGUCCUUAGAGAAGUUGUUGGAGUGGGAAAACAGCAGAUUGUAUCACAAGCUGUCUUUGCAUUGGAGACUCAGCAAAAGGAAGUGUGAAACCAACAACAUGAUGGAAUAUGUCAUUCUAAUAGAGUUUCUACCCAAGAUUCCCAUCUUCAGGCCGGAUUAGCAGUGGCAGGCCUGAAUUCAAGCCUCCAGCGUGGUCUUCCCGAGGUGCCUUUCUCCGGUACUGACACGGUUUUAACACGUGGCCUCAUUCCCUUCCCUCUACAAUCUGAACUACUCGUUCCACAUACGAGCGCCACUUAUCGCACUCCUCACAAAGAAAAGCACUGUUUACAACCCAGACCGGAAUAUAUGUGCGCAUGCAGAGGGAUCUUUGCUGCCACGUGAUUUCACAGAGCCUACAAGGAAAAGAAACUUCCGAAGCUCUGGAAUGGAACGUCUACUCACCUUUAAUCACAUCACACAAUAUGCACACAAGUGGCUUCCUGUUGCGACAACCACCUGAAUCACUGUGGAAUGGACCAGGGUGAUCCACAAGGAAUAGUUUGUAGAAUGAAUCUUGAUCUUGUUGUUUUGGUUAAAAGUUGGAUUAAAAACUAUUCCAC